AAUUCCACUGGUAAUUUCUAUGCCGGGGUGUGGUACAACAUCCCUCAAAGGACAGUCAUAUGGGUUGCCAACAGAGAGAAGCCGAUCAAUGAUUCCUCUGCGACUCUUCGAAUCUCUGAUGACAGCAACCUCGUCAUCGUGGACUCAGAAGGUGGCAUCUUCUGGUCAUCAAAUUUAUCAGGCUUUGGCACACCAGGCAAUGACACAGCGGCAGUGCUGUACAACUCAGGAAGUCUGGUUCUUAGAGCAAACAGUGAUAAUAUAUUGUGGCAGAGCUUUGAUCAUCCUACGGACACCUUCGUUCCAGGUAUGAAGAUCCAAUACAAUUACCGCAACCACUCAACCAGGUACAUUACAUCUUGGAAGGACGCAAACGACCCCUCACCAGGGAAUUUCUCCCUUGGCAUUAUUUCCAGCACUUCUAUCAAGAUCCUGAUUUGGUCGGGGACAAAGCUCUACUGGAGAAGCCAAGUGUGGAUUGGGAAAAUAUUCACUGGAUCACAAGCAAUCAACACCACCGCUGUGGCAUACGUAACAGUGCUAGAAGAUGAUGAUGAGGUCUACAUCACACUAAGUGUCUCAGAUGCAUCAUUGUAUAUUAGAUACACAUUAAACUAUUUAGGACAGAUUGAGUUACUGAUUUGGGAUAAUAGUUCCAAGAAUUGGACAAAGUACUCGUCUGCGCCAAGUAAGUGUGGAACAUAUGGAUGGUGCGGUCAAUUCGCAUAUUGUGAUGGUACUGAAUCAGUGCCAGCAUGCAAAUGUAUGGAAGAAUUUAAGCCCGAGGUUCAGAGUGACUGGGAGACUGGGAACUUCUCGGCUGGUUGCAUCAGAAAGAAGGCAUUGAGGUGCGGUGAUGGAGAUGGAUUUCUGAAAGUUGAAGGUUUGAAAUUGCCAGACCGCGCUGUGUUUCUUAGGAACAGAAACAUCGGAGACUGCAGAACUGCAUGCCUAACCAAUUGUUCCUGUACGGCUUAUGCUUAUUCUGAUGUGACCACGGGAAACGCAACGAUCUCAGGGUGCUUGAUUUGGGCGGGAGAGUUGAUAGAUACUGAGAUGAUAGGCGGUGGUGGGGAGGAUCUCUAUUUGCGCCUAAUGGAUAUUAGUUUAGGAACAUCAGGCAGCAAGACGAAGGCUCGGAGGAUAGUAAUUAUAGUAUCUCUUUCUGCGAUUAUCGUUUGUUUGGCUUGCAUCUUUAUCUUAUGGAAGUUCAGUGAGGUAUUUGGUGUAUUCAAGGAUCGAAAGAAAGGAAAACUACUAUGUGUUCUGAGCUCAAGUACAGACUUUGCGAACAACAUCUCUGCUUCGAACGAAUUCAUAGAAGGGAAGCCUCAUCAAGGUCCAGAACUUCCGCUAAUUGGUUUUGAGAACAUACUCUUGGCCACAAACAAUUUCUCCGAUUCAAAUAAGCUGGGACAAGGAGGUUUUGGCAUAGUUUACAAGGGAAACCUACCAGGAGGACAAGAGAUUGCUGUUAAAAGACUCUUGAGAGGAUCCAGGCAAGGUAUGGAGGAGUUCAAAAAUGAGGUCAUUUUGAUUGCCAAGUUACAGCACAGGAACUUAGUCAAGCUUCUUGCUUGCUGUAUCCAUGGGGAAGAGAAGCUACUGGUCUAUGAGUACAUGCCCAACAAAAGUUUGGAUUUCUUCCUCUUUGAUCCAACACAAAAAGCAAAGCUUGACUGGGGAAAGCGAUUCAACAUAAUCAAGGGGAUCGCUCGAGCACUUUUGUAUCUACACCAGGACUCGAGGCUUCGUAUAAUUCAUCGGGACCUUAAAACCAGCAACAUUCUGCUAGACGCAGAGAUGAAUCCAAAGAUAUCUGAUUUCGGCAUGGCAAGAAUUUUUGGUGGCAACCAGGAUGAAGCAAACACAAACAGAGUCGUCGGAACAUACGGUUACAUGUCUCCUGAGUACGCAAUGGAGGGCCUC
This is a messenger RNA of Musa acuminata subsp. malaccensis (wild Malaysian banana), 1929 nucleotides long. The record is from RefSeq and is a predicted model, not a curated record. NCBI's taxonomy places the organism in Eukaryota, Viridiplantae, Streptophyta, Magnoliopsida, Zingiberales, Musaceae.